UACGUCUUACCUUAUGACGUCAUCGCGUUGAGACGUUCGGUCUCCCUCGCCGUCGCUUCUGAACCUGAGCGACAGUAAACAUUCAGGACAAAGGUUUAUUGUGACAAUUUGACACAGGUAUAUUACGGCACAACGGUUUAGUUUAUUAAUAUCAAACUGUUGUGGGCUGACAGGAUCUUAUCCAUCAUGGCAUUGAGAAGCACAGCAUGUCGUCUCAUGCUCUUCCCACGGAGAUGCGCCGCCAUCUCAGUCUGCAGAUCACAAGGAACUGCUACAGCUACCAAACAAGAUUCAGAGAAGACUGAGCCGAAGCAUAAAGCAUCUAAGAUCCAGUUUAACUGGCGGGAUCCUCUCGACCUGGAGGGCCAGUUAACUGAGGAUGAGAUAAUGAUCAGAGACUCCUUCCGGACCUACUGCCAAGAGAAACUCAUGCCUCGUAUCCUGAUGGCAAACAGGAAUGAAGUGUUUCACAGAGAAAUCGUGUCGGAGAUGGGAGAGAUGGGUGUCCUGGGCCCAACCAUCAAAGGUUAUGGCUGUGCCGGGACGAGCUAUGUGGCCUAUGGUUUGAUCGCUAGAGAAGUGGAGCGAGUGGAUAGUGGUUAUCGCUCGGUAAUGAGUGUGCAGUCCAGUCUAGUCAUGCACCCUAUUUAUGCCUAUGGCACAGAGGUGCAAAAACAGAAAUACCUCCCAAAACUCGCUUGCGGAGAGUUGUUGGGUUGCUUUGGAUUGACGGAACCGAAUCAUGGCAGUGACCCCGGCAGCAUGGAAACCAGAGCCAAAUACAAUCCCAGUAGUCGGACCUACACUCUCACGGGCUCAAAGACCUGGAUCACAAACUCCCCAGUCGCUGAUAUCGCAGUAGUUUGGGCCAAAUGUGAGGACGGAAAAAUACGAGGUUUCAUCUUGGAGCGUGGCAUGAAGGGUUUCUCCACGCCUAAGAUUGAAGGGAAGUUUUCGCUUAGAGCAUCUGCCACUGGGAUGAUUGUCAUGGACGAUGUGGAGGUUCCUGAAGAGAACCUGUUGCCUAACGUCUCCGGCCUUAGGGGUCCCUUUGGCUGCUUGAACAAUGCCCGUUACGGUAUUGCUUGGGGCGCGCUGGGUGCUGCAGAGUUCUGUUUCCAUACAGCUCGUCACUACACAUUGGACAGAAUCCAGUUUGGUGUACCACUGGCAAGGAAUCAGCUGAUCCAGAAGAAAAUGGCUGACAUGCUGACAGAAAUCACAAUCGGCCUCCAGUCCUGUUUGCAGCUGGGAAGACUUGUCGACCAGAAAAAAGCAGCACCUGAGAUGAUCUCUAUGCUGAAGCGGAACAGUUGUGGUAAAGCCCUGGAUAUCGCCAGGCAGGCCCGCGACAUGCUGGGAGGAAACGGCAUUGCUGACGAGUACCACGUCAUCCGUCACGUCAUGAACCUGGAAUCUGUUAACACUUAUGAAGGUACUCAUGACAUCCACGCCCUGAUCCUGGGCCGAGCCAUCACAGGAGUGCAGUCCUUCACUGUGGACAAAUAGACCCAGAAUGUCACUAUCAUGUAAGCUCUGCUUUAUGGCACAUUUUAAGAUUAAUUUAAUGCAGUUUCAUUUGUAUGGUGGAGUUUUUUCCCCUGAGGCAUGUGGCAAAAUAUAUAUUUAAGUGCUUUAAUUGGAAAGCAAUAAGUAUAAAAAUACAAAAAAAACAAAAAACAAAACAAAAACCAAGUGUAAUUAUUAACUUAGAAGAAGAGUUUUCAAAAUAAAGGGCUAUUUUUCUACUGUUAUGACACUACAACAGUGAAAUUAAGCAUUUUCACUUCCGUUUCCAUCAGAAAGUAUGCUAAAUUCCAUUAUCAGAUGUUUACGAUCAUUCAACAGUGACAACUGACAAUAAUCAACAAGUCAUGAUCCAGAAUAUUUUGCUGGGUAAAGGAACGUAACGCUGUUGUUAAAGCUACUAAUCAUAAACACCCACAACUUUGAUUCAGACUGCCUGUGGAAUGUAUUUGUGUGUGUGUUUUUAUCUAAUUAUGCAGAUGUUUUCAGUAUAAUUUCUGUCAUUGGGAGUCCUACUGAGCUGACUUGUUAGUAGCACUUUACUGGUUGUAUUGUCAAAUUUCAUUGAUGUUUAAGAGCGCUUUAAAGGAAACAAAAGUUUUUGAAGUAUUCCAAGUGUCUGAAGGGGCAAUAAAAGUUUGAACCUAUUUAUAGAUGUAUUUUGUAUAAAUAUUAGACUAGUGAGCACACUUGUGAAGUCAGUGCCUCAAAAGGUCCAAACAACAUAUUGUCAUUAUUGUUGGUGAUUCUAUAAAUUUCCCUGUAAUUAAUCUGGAAAACAAUAUCCCAUUAAUUAAAAAAAAUUACAAUUUUCACUGAUGUUUCAUGAAGUCAGAAUGUUUAACCUGUUUAACCAGAAUUGUUUUGUGUCAUGUCUGGUUUAUUUGCUAAAGAAGUAAAGCUGGGUGAUCAUCCGC
Molecule: messenger RNA, 2444 nt
Organism: Thalassophryne amazonica
Lineage: Eukaryota; Metazoa; Chordata; Actinopteri; Batrachoidiformes; Batrachoididae
Product: glutaryl-CoA dehydrogenase, mitochondrial-like
Exons: 12
Coding region: 187-1509 (440 amino acids)
Biological process (GO): fatty-acyl-CoA biosynthetic process; fatty acid beta-oxidation using acyl-CoA dehydrogenase
Cellular component (GO): mitochondrial inner membrane
Molecular function (GO): fatty-acyl-CoA binding; flavin adenine dinucleotide binding; glutaryl-CoA dehydrogenase activity
Source: RefSeq, a predicted model, not a curated record